Messenger RNA from Camelus dromedarius (Arabian camel), 5814 nucleotides. It is a transcript of the gene DCDC1, whose product is annotated as doublecortin domain containing 1. Gene Ontology annotation, cellular component: midbody. Gene Ontology annotation, molecular function: microtubule binding. The coding region runs from base 113 to 5584 and encodes 1823 amino acids. The transcript is spliced from 38 exons. Lineage: Eukaryota; Metazoa; Chordata; Mammalia; Artiodactyla; Camelidae. Gene Ontology annotation, biological process: regulation of mitotic cytokinesis; intracellular signal transduction. The record is from RefSeq and is a predicted model, not a curated record.
UCGAGCCGCUGUGGCUGAGGCACCUAUCGGAAGCGCCGCGCCACUCCGCCCUCUUGGACGCGGUCGUUAUGGUAACCAGUCGCCGCUUCCAAGGAGUUUGCCAGCACUGUAAAUGGCAGAAGAUCACAGAGCAACACUUUCUCAGUCUUCUUUAUCACCCUUGACCGAAACCUCUGAGGUAUCACAGCAAGGCAACCCUGAAGGCACCUUCAGUGGGGAUACCACUCACCCCAGUUACAAAUACAUUUCAAAUGAUGUACCAAGGAGGUUUAUGUCAUCCCAGGCAAAAGCAGUCAUUAAAACUACUGAAGAUUAUUUGCAACCUCAGUUUGGCCUAAACAGACUUUUGCAUUCAGUGGCAGUAUCAGAAGGGUCAGGACUUCAAGAUUGCUCCACACAUCAAACAGCAUCAGAUCAUAGUGAUGAUGAAAUAUCAGAUCCAGAUAGCUACAAAUCAAACAGUAAAAACAAUUCUUGUUUUAUAUCAGCAUCCAAGAGAAACAGACCUGUCACUGCUCCAGUGGGUCAACUGAGAGUUGCAGAGUUCUCUUCUUUAAAAUUUAAGUCAGACCAGAAUUGGCAUAGAUUGUCUCAAAGACACAAACUUCAGCCCAGAGUGAUUAGAGUAACAGCUUACAAAAAUGGAUCUAGAACAGUCUUUGCCAAAGUUACUGUACCAACCAUCACCUUGCUGCUGGAGGAGUGUACGGAAAAGCUGAAUCUGAACAUGGCCGCACGACGAGUGUUCUUGGCAGACGGCACUGAAGCCCUCAAACCUGAAGAUAUACCCCAUGAAGCCGACAUUUAUGUUUCAACGGGAGAGCCCUUUUCAGAUCCAUUCAAAAAAGUUAAAGACCAUCUGUUGUUAAUGAAGAAAGUAACUUGGACAAUGAAUGGGCUGAUGCUUCCUACUGAUGUCAAAAGACAGAAAACCAAGCCUGUUCUUUCUAUGAGAAUGAAGAAACUUACUGAGAAGACCUCAAUCCGAAUUCUGUUCUUUAAGAAUGGCAUGGGGCAGGAUGGGCAUGAGAUUACAGUAGGAAAGGAAACAAUGAAAAAGAUUUUAGAUGUUUGUACAGUGAGAAUGAAACUAAAUUCACCAGCCAGAUAUCUUUAUGAUUUGUAUGGCAGAAAAAUUAAAGAGAUUUCAAAAGUUCCUCUGCUUGAAAAAUGCCUGCAAAAUUCCAUCACACCUUUGCGGGGACCUGUAUGGGUCUCUAAGGGAGAAGGUUUCAGCCCCUCAGGAGCUAAGAUGUACAUCCAAGGAGUUCUUUUGGCCUUGUACCAACGAUUAAAGUCGGCAAAAAAAUAUUAUAAACAGUUGAACCUGGCUGUGGAUGAACAGAAGGGGAAAUUUACUGAAAAAUUCAUUCUUUCAAUGACAGCAAAAGAACACCAUCAGGCACAAGAAGAAGUGAACAGGCUGAUUGAUGAAUUGCAGACAGCUAUCAAAAGCAACAGAGGUCAUCUCUCUAAACUUGGCCCCCAAUUACAGGCUGAGCAGGAGCAAUUCUCCUCUUACGUCUACCAACACAUUAAAAGCCUUCCAGCAAACACUCUUAUCCCUGGAGGGCUGCAGCUCAAGGUAUUUGAAAAUGGUAAAGACACUGGAGAGAUCUCUGUUUAUGUCAGCAAAACAGAUCUGUGGCCUAAUAGCCCAACUCAAACUGACUAUAUGAUGGAAAGAUUACUUCUCAAGAUUCAUCAAAGGCUUCAAGGUUCUUCCAUCAACCCUUCAGGCCUCAAUUUUUCUUCAGCCCGGCUUUUUGAUGAGCAUGGUCAAGAAAUUAAGAACCCACUUUUGCUGAAGAAUGAGCAAAAAAUCUGGGUCUCUUAUGGUAAAGCAUACAGGUCUCCAGGAAUCCCUGUUUUGGGUUUGACCUUUGACCAGGUGACCACAUUUGCCAGAGGUGGCAUUACAGUUGCAUAUAAAACCUUCUUGGAUCCUAAUGCUGUUCUCCUACCUGGAUGUGACAAUUGGGAAGUUUGUGAGGGAUUUCCAGUUAAUUUCAAUGGCACCAGUCAACAGAUACCUGAUCAAUUUGAAAAGGUGGACUUGGAGAACCAUUUCCUCCAGAACAAGGUGGACCCCAAUAUUGUCCUUCAUGCCUCUGUUUCCAUCAGAAAGCAGAGUUUCUCAAGUAGUGAAGAGAGCAGUGGGAGUCAGAUAGCGCCGUCGACCCUGUGGCCUGCAGCCAGUGUGUGGCUGAUCACAAAGACUGGAAUGAUCCUGAGCCGAGCAAUAACUCAGGGCUGCCUUGCUGUUGGUCAUCCAAUCAGAGUCAAGGCCACUGAAGGAACAUCAUUAGAAGGAUAUAAACUAAUCCUAAAGAAAAGACAUAAAGAAGAUGAUUCUCAGAAGUGGGUGUUUGGAACUGACGGCUGCAUUUAUUCUAAGGCUUGUCCUCAGUUUGUUCUGACCUACCUAGAGAAGCUAAAUGCUCAAGUGGAUGUGACCCAGACAGAGUAUCACCUUCACCAUGGCGCCUGGACCACAGCUCAUCAGGAACAUGGCAGCAGCUUAGCAGCUGAGGUUCUGCAAAAAAGUGCCAGUAUCCCUGGUCUGAAGCAGCUGCGAGAGCCUUCAGACACCCACUCAAUGCCAGAAGGUUCUCUUGAGACAGGGCAGCUGACAGUGGCACUGGUGAGGAAACUGGAAGAGAAACAUCCUAAGGCUUCUGCUCAGAGGUGGGCCAUAAAACAUGAAGGGACCAGUAAGCCAGGCCAGUGGAAACAUUCCAGAGUUGAAAAUUCUCUCUGGAAUAAGCUUACUUACAUGUGGCCAGUCCUACCCAGCGGCCAACUUAAUGAGGAGUUUGAUUGGCCAAUAGAAGGACAGCUUCUUCCAAACAGUCCUCCCAUGAAGAAACCCACCUGUAAGACACUGGAGCAACAUGUCCCUGUAAGACUCCAAGUUUUGCGGAAUGGAGACAAGAACAAAACCAGUGCCCAUGUUGUAAUCAGUCCCGGUAUCUCACCUGGGUGGAAAAUGCAAAAGGUUGACACUGAAAGGAAAGGGAAUGUGAAAAAUUAUGUCACUAAAUAUUCUGAAACAGAAACCAACCAGACUGGAUUUCACCAACUUUUGGAGAGGUGCACUGAAAUUUUAAAUUUACCUUCUGCAGCUCGGAGAUUGUUCAAUGAAAAGGGGAAGGAGAUCUUUGCCCUAAAAGACCUUCAAAGAGAUGAACUGGUGUAUGUUUCAUGUGGAGAACAUUGGAUCAGUCCUGACCUGUCCACUGCUCAGCAAAAGAAGCAAAUCUUCCUGAGGAACUUAGCAUCAGAUAUUUCUAAAAUUCAAACCUUCUGCAGCACACGUAAGAUGGAGGCUCUUGUUUUAGAAGUCCAAAGUGACAUUGUGUUGGGAGCCAAGCUUGCUGUGCGUAAACCAGUUUUUGGAGAGCAGAAGCAAAUUACAGAACCAGAGGAAAAGCAAAAGCAAAAAAAUGCUUUAACAAUGGAAAACGCUUCCAGUGAAAUGCUAGAUUCGCAUGCAAGAGCCCAUCUCCGAAUGAAGGCUUGUCACACACUUCUCAGGUACGCCUGGCAGGAAACUUCUCAUAACUUUGAUAAGGAUGACAGUCUUCCAAAGAAAAUGGAGGAAGAGCUCUUUGAAACUGUGCAACCAGAGAAGAAAUACAGCCAUUCUCCAAAACAGAGUAAAUUGCAGAAGCUUUGCCACCAGCAGUUUGAAUACAGAGAUGGGCAAAUUAUAAGCUAUGCUGCUCCUCCGCUAGUCUUGGGGGUGCAAGGCCCCAACCUGCGUUCAGGCAUGGAGGUGGUUUUGGUGGAGAAAAAAGCAGAUGAUAGUCAUCAACGCUGGAUGCACAAGGAAGACAGCAGGACCUUUCACCUGGUGAGUAACCCAGACCUUGUGCUGGCAGUGUCUAUGACCAAGGCUAGAGAUGAAGCCUGUGGCUAUCCAGUUAUUGCUCAGAAAUAUAAACCAUAUAACAAUGGGGCUUCUAAUCAAAAAUGGAAUUACAUGAAAAAUAUGAAGGCUUUUGUGGCCUUUCAUAGCACUGCCCUGGAUAAGGAGAUCACAGCAGCAAAUUAUGCUGGAAUUUGUACAUCCACUGUGAUUAAAGAAGAAAACAUUGAUCAACCAGGAUACUAUUAUCUCUCACCCAGUGAGGAAAGAACUGUGCUCUGUUUGGCAUGUGGACAAUCCAUGAGAGCAGAGAAGGGACUGAAACAGUUGCUUCCAGGGCUGCCGUUCCUCUGUGCCUCAGCCUCCAAGACCCAAAAGCCCUUCUCACGAGGACCCUUUAAGGUCAUCAAUGUGGCCAAGGCUGAUUUAUCUUCUCAUGAGGCUGAGAACACUCUAAGUUAUUAUGAAGAACGUCUAUUAUCUCUACGGAUGAAGACCUGCGCGCAAGUUGUAUCUCAUAGUGGCAUGGCAGUUACGCACCAGAAGGCAGUGAAAAUAAUUGCGUACAAAAAUGGAGAUGGAUAUCGAAAUGGGAAGUUAAUUGUGGCUGGAACAUUCCCCAUGCUUCUUACAGAAUGCACACAACAACUUGGUCUUGCCAGAGCAGCCUCCAAAGUAUAUACCAAAGAUGGAACCACAAUCCUUUCCUUGCAUGAUUUGGUUUUAUGGGCUCUGGAUGAGUCUUUUACCCAGAGAGACUCUGAGGAACAAAAGAAAGAGGCGGCCCCUGUUGGAACAAAAGAGACGCCGGUUAAAAGGAACUCAAGAGUGAAAGUGAAAACCAAACUAUUUCCAAAGUCAAUGACAUCUGAUAGUUUGGAUGGUAUAGAUGAGUCUUUGCUCACCCUCAUUCUCAGAAAUCCUAUUGCCAUCUGGGUGUCUUGUGGUGAACCAUUUCUGUCUCCAAAUGCUUUGCAGAAAGCAGAAGAAAUAGAAAAGCAGAACUGGCUGAAAAAGGACAAAAUUUUGGCUGAUCUAGACACCAUGAAACACAAAAUGAGACAGUUAAAAGGGCGGCGGGUAGCAGCAUGUCAGCCAGCCACCAUGGUCCCCAGCAAAAGCCCUGUGCAGCCGGUGGUGGUGGAAGGAGGCUGGACUGAGCAGACUCCAGAGGAAAUUAAACUCAUGGACCUUAUAACACAUACAGAGGCGCACCUUUCUGAAGUCCAAGAACUGCAAUCCAAGAGAAAUUCUCCGAUUGCACCUAAAUGUAUAGCACUCAAGCAGAGUAGCCUGUAUAAGCAACCCAAUGUAAAACGGGUAUGGACUUAUCUAAAUGGAGGCAGACCCGAAGAUGGUACUUAUGCCUGGGGCAAAACAAUCUCAGAGCUGCUGGAUUACUGCUCCUCUCGUCUCAAAAUGGCGCACCCAGCCAGAACACUGUACACCCCCGCUGGACAACCCAUCCACUCGUGGGACGACAUAGAGCGGGACAUGGUCAUCUGUGUGUCCACAGGACAUGGCUUUGUAACCCAAAAAGAGUUAAAGCAACUGGUGGAGGUUAGAGCAAAUUAUGCCAGAAUCCGAAGGCAGCAGGGCCCUCAAGCUACGGACGCCGUGUUGUCACCAACAGCAAAGCUGCAGUCUCUGGUACCUCUACACGGUGAAUUCCUAUCAGAGCUGUCUUACUUGUGCUGUACUUCCCUGGGGUAGCCUGUGUGGACCUACUCAUAUGCUUGUGAUGAUAUUAUGAUUAUUCACCACUUAUAAUUUUAUGCAGUCUCUUUUAAAAGUUAUACCCUCUACAUUUUACAUAAGAUGGCAUUUGAUACCUCACAUCUGUUCUUGGAAAGGCAACAAAACUAGACAAAACAAUGCCAGUAAAAUAACUAUCUUAGGUAUUUUCUUCCAGGAAAAGAAAAAGAAAAUGACUAAUUAUUAUU